Messenger RNA from Moneuplotes crassus, 688 nucleotides. Lineage: Eukaryota; Ciliophora; Spirotrichea; Euplotida; Euplotidae. The record is from the annotation of a GenBank genome assembly.
AUGCAAAGAUAUUUACACUAUCAUGACAUUUCAGAGAAUGCCGAGAAACCGGGUUUUCUCUCUUCUGAGACUUAUGAUAAGGAGUGACAAGAAAGUUUUGACUUAAUGGUUAGGUCAAGGUGUCUCCUUUUGCCUGAGAAGUUGCAUCAAAAAGGCUCCCCAACCAACUUGGCUACCCUCAACCAUAUUGCUCAGUCUUUUUGCUUAUGCGAAGAUUCUAAAGCUCAAAAAUCUAAAAAUAAAGAAAUAAACCCAACUGCACUUCAAAUUAAUCAGACUUCCUUCCCGGAUCUCUGAAAUGCAAAAGAUCAGCAAAUAUGCAAUGGAAAGAGCUACACUGAGUUUAAAGGGGAAAAUUUAGAUGCUGAAUGGCUGGAGACUCCUCCAAGGCACUAUAAAGUUAAAAGAGCAAGCAUUAAUCUAAUGGAAGGCAUGAGAUAUAAAACACUUUAUAAACACAACAAGGCCACAGGCAGAGUUCUGAGAUAUUUCAUCUGUAAAUACGAUAAUUGUAACAAAGUGUACAAUAAGACUUGGAAUUUCAUGGAUCAUGCAAGAACUCACACUGGAGAGAAGCCUUAUAAGUGAAGUCUAUGUGGUAAAGGAUUUGCACAGAAAGGAAACUAUAACAAGCACGUUUCUUUACAUCAAGAACUUGAUAAUAAUUCUUCAUAAUUGCAUUAAAAAA